Messenger RNA from Clunio marinus, 204 nucleotides. Lineage: Eukaryota; Metazoa; Arthropoda; Insecta; Diptera; Chironomidae. The record is from the annotation of a GenBank genome assembly.
AUGCUCCACUGCUCAAGUUUAUUAUUAUUAAGAGCAAUCUUUCUUGAUUUUGAGUGGUUCAACAAUCGAUUUCAAGAAAAAAAGAAGCGGCAAUAUUAUGAGAAUGGUAGCAACGGGAUUCGGACACCCAGAAGAGCAUUCAUUGGACAAAUCGAUUUCAAUGAUAAGCCAAAAGAGAAGAGAAGAAAAAUGCUGAACGGAUAA